Molecule: messenger RNA, 441 nt
Organism: Alternaria burnsii
Lineage: Eukaryota; Fungi; Ascomycota; Dothideomycetes; Pleosporales; Pleosporaceae
Exons: 2
Coding region: 1-441 (146 amino acids)
Source: RefSeq, a predicted model, not a curated record
AUGUGUCACAAACUUCUCCAAGCCUAUGCUUGUGACCACAAGAGGAUCGUGUGCACCACGCCGUGUCCUCAUGCCAUCGCUACAGGACGUCAAAUUUCCAACGACCUCUGUAAAACCGUACCCGAGUUGUCACGCUCGAGCUCCGCUGUAUCGUCCAUGACACCCUCAGCGAAUGGUCCCCCGCUGAGAGCUACAGUGUUGAGCAGCCAAGUACAAGGACUGCAACAGAGUGGUCACACGCCAGCAUUCCGUUUCAUCGCGCCCACUACGGGGCAAGAAGCCACCAGUGUAGGUCUUCCGGUGUCCACAUCUCCAAUAUCUCCAUUUUCCAAUCAACCAUCGCCUGCUUUUUCCAAUGCCAAUUCUCUCAUUGAGCCCGUCUCCUCCUCACCUUCGACCUCCCUCACUCCCGCGGACCCAGAGCCUGAUACUGGUUGCUAA